UCAGUCUGAGCACAGAGGCACGGUGGAUCGCGUGUGAGUGUCGUCGCCCGUUACCGAUUCUGUGGUUGUGGUCACCGAGGUGUCCCCGAAGGUCCAGGAAUUCCCGAAUUGAUCCAGGAGUCCCGGCGUUUUUUUCUGAAAGUUCUGCAAGGAAUGCGCUUGCAGCGGCGAAGAAAUUGCGACUUUGACUAACUUGGACUUGGACGACUCCAAGUUGCGAGUCGUUCGCCGAGGUCUCCCCACCUCUUACCCGUGUGGUUCGAGCGGAGUACGAGAGCUUGAUCCAAGCCGGACUAGCGGGUCGCUGUUCAUUGCCUUUGGUACCUUCCGAGGGGUAACAACUCGUGGUGGUUCGUGGUUACGCGUGGAUUGUCCAACCUCCGGAGCAGUGUUGCGUUGUUGCGUGGAUAUUCCGUCCCAGUGGAUUGUCGCGGUGUGUAACGGCGGAAGGUCGUUGAAGAUUUUUUUCGAGGUUUCAAGUGCGAGUGUUACGGUAGUGAGUUCAGAAGUGAUCUCCUCGGGAUCUUGGUUUGUGAUCAAGUGUGAUUUCUGAGGAAGCACAACGCUACGCAGGAAACAUGAUGGUGGCCAUAGACUGGCGAAAUAGUGCAAAGAUGAGGGCACUUGGGGCCGUCGUAGUGAUGGUGGCCAUGGCCGCGUUCCAGGUUGAUGCAGUGCGAGUGGGUCAGCCACCGCUGGCCCCGUCGGUGACGUCGUCCCGGCGAAUCUCUCCUACAGAAGACAAAAUCUCCGCCGACCAGACGCCCGCCUCGUCCUGGUGGAACUCGCACAUCUCCGACUCCCUGCCCGCCGCCAAGAACUACUUCCAGGCCACGCACGGUCUCGUCCAGACGCACCCUUCCUUCGGCAAAACCGGCCCUUCGGCCCUCCCACUAAGCUCGGGGCCACGACCCAGCAGCAGCAGUCCCCUGUUGGCCAGCGGGUUCCCCUCGAUCGCCAACCCGAACCCCCGGUCACCGUUCCGCCAUCUGGACUUUAGCACCAGCGCGACCGCCGAACUGCGCCGCAAUCCCAGCCUGUCCGCCCCGGACGAGUGUGCCCGCGCUUGCCGCGAGGGAGAACCGCCGAGGAUCUGCUACUACCACUUCACCGUCGAGUACUACACCGUGCUGGGAGCUGCCUGCCAGGUGUGCACCCCGAACGCGACCAACACCGUGUGGAGUCACUGCCAGUGCGUGCUGGCCGAUGGAGUUGAGCGUGGUAUCCUGACGGCGAACCGGAUGAUUCCUGGGCCGAGUAUUCAGGUGUGCGAGAACGAUAAGGUGGUCAUUGAUGUGGAGAACCACAUGGAGGGUAUGGAGUUGACGAUUCAUUGGCACGGACUGUGGCAGAAGGGAACGCAGUACUACGACGGUGUGCCGUUUGUGACGCAGUGCCCCAUCCAGCAGGGAAAUACUUUCAGAUAUCAAUGGACCGGUAACGCCGGCACCCACUUCUGGCACGCUCACACCGGUCUCCAAAAGCUGGACGGUCUGUACGGUAGCAUCGUCGUCCGCCAACCCCCAUCCCGCGAUCCCAACUCCCACCUGUACGACUUCGAUCUGACCACCCACAUCAUGCUCGUCAGCGAUUGGCUCCACGAGGACGCCGCCGAACGUUACCCGGGUCGUCUGGCCGUCAACACCGGCCAGGAUCCCGAAUCGCUGCUCAUCAACGGCAAGGGCCAAUUCCGUGAUCCCAACACCGGCUUCAUGACCAACACCCCGCUGGAGAUCUUCACCAUCACGCCCGGCCGUCGCUACCGGUUCCGUAUGAUCAACGCGUUUGCUUCGGUUUGCCCCGCCCAGGUCACCAUCGAAGGACACGGCCUGACCGUGAUCGCAACCGACGGAGAACCCGUGCACCCGGUUCAGGUCAACACCAUCAUCUCGUUCUCUGGUGAACGUUACGACUUUGUCAUCACCGCCGACCAGCCCGUGGGCGCGUACUGGAUCCAGCUGCGCGGUCUCGGCGAGUGCGGCAUCAAACGGGCCCAGCAGUUGGCCAUCCUGCGGUACGCCCGCGGACCGUACCAGCCAGCGUCCCCACCACCAACCUACGACGUCGGUCUGCCCCAGGGAGUGGUCAUGAACCCACUGGACGCCCAGUGCAACCGCGAGCGCGACGACGCCAUCUGCGUGAGCCAGCUCAAGAACGCCAAGGACGUGGACCGCGCGCUCCUCCAGGAGAAACCCGACGUCAAGAUCUUCCUGCCGUUCCGCUUCUACCUGUACCGACCGGAGGAACUGUUCCAGCCCAACACCUACAACCGAUUCCUUGUCGCGCCCACCGGAGACCACGUAAUCUCGCUGAUCGACGAAAUCUCGUACCUGUCCGCGCCGGCACCGCUGCUCUCGCAGUACGACGACAUCAACCCGGAGCAGUUCUGUAACGGUGAUAACCGGCCGGCCGACUGUGGCGCCAACUGCAUGUGCACCCACAAGGUCGACAUCCCGCUGAACGCGAUCGUCGAGGUCGUGCUCGUCGAUGAAGUCCAACAACCCAACUUGAGUCAUCCGUUCCAUCUGCACGGUUACGCGUUUAAUGUGAUCGGUAUCGGUCGUUCGCCCGACUCGAACGUCAAGAAGAUCAACUUGAAGCACGCGCUGGACCUUGAUCGUCGUGGUCUGCUGCACCGUCAGUACAAUCUGCCCCCGCUCAAGGACACGAUCGCUGUGCCGAACAAUGGUUACGUGGUGUUACGUUUCCGCGCCGACAAUCCCGGUUUCUGGCUGUUCCACUGUCACUUCCUGUUCCACAUCGUGAUAGGAAUGAACCUGAUCCUCCAGGUCGGUACGCCCGCCGAUCUGCCGCCGGUUCCGCCAAACUUCCCGACCUGUGGUGACCACUUACCGCCGAUUCAGCCGUAAGGCCGACCGUAACGCACCAACCCCCUUACUCACAUUUUAAGAGCCUUAUUAGCACAAAACAUGAGCGGCCGACCGAAUCGGUUGCUCAUCUAGAAAGUUUUAUUCUUUUCAUUUCUACGCAGUCUUCUGCUUCUUCUCCAGUGACGUUACGUGGCGUUACGAGAGGAAACGGGACGCAAGAUUUUUUAUUCCCCUUUAUCAUUUCAACCUUUACGCGUCAUGCUAGGAUUAGGAAAUACCGAGAAUACUCCCAAACACCACAAAAAAGUUUACAGAAGAGCGAUACUUUUAUAAACAGGCCGAGCACGUGCUUUGUGUUAGACUUUUUAUAGUUAGAUUUUUUUUUGUUUUAAUUUAUAGCGAUUUGUUGUGUAAGUAAAUUAAUUGUUAGCUAGAGAAACGGCGCCGGACGACGCCCCGGGAGCCGAAACGUCAAACUUGGGCUCACCCAUACAUACACACACCCACACAAACGGAGCUCAAUCGCGUUACACUUUUUUACUCUCUUUCUUACAGGCAUUUAUUUUCCGUGUAUUUUAUUCAAAAUUUUGUUAAUUCGCCGUUUUGAGAAAAUGGCAAAGAAAAAAAGGCUACUGACGAACCCCUCGUUCGUUCAAUGACAGCCGAGGGGUAAGACAACUCUUUUUUCGUUUUCGCCAUUCGCUUAAAAUCGUGAAUGUUUAGUCAUUUUUGUACAGAAAAGUAUGCCGCCAUAUUUAUUUACUGUGUAUAGUUUAUCUGUCAUUGUGUUUUCUUUUUUUGUUUCUAUGGUUUGUUUUGGUUUGCGCUAUCGUUUGCUAUCUCUAACCCUAAUCUUUAUUUUCUAGUAACUUCAGAUUGUAAGAAAGGCAUCGUCGAAGAGUGUGAAAAAACUUAUGUGUAAAUAUUUAUAAUACUCAGUGCAUCAGCUCAUCCCUUUUGUUUACUUUUCGUACCUCAAAUGUCAAACCUUUACCACAGCAUAACUCAGUUGCACAAACACACAGAACCCAUCAAAGCAACCUUACUUUAAAACUCCACGCGAUGCACCUACAUUACGCCACCUUGGGCACACUGCCAUCGCAAGAAAAACAACGAAACUGCCACGGAAAAAAUGUUGCAAACACUAAUUUCCGCAAAAGCAAAAAAACGCCAACACUGCCAUCACUUUUGCUAGUCGACAACUUAUCCGCAAGAGGAAAUAACAACAAAAACAAAGUAGACUGGCAACAAGUAUUCGCGUGCGAGGACAACACUUUUAACCUCACUUUUACCCCCUUUCAUCGCACCCACACUGAUGCAGAAAUCGAUUAAGCCGACUACCUUCUUCGUUUAUUUUAAGGCAGAUUUUUUUCCCCGUUUCUACGAGUGUUUUGAUUACCAACCAUAAUUUCGUCUUUUAAAAAAGUGUUUAAUUUUAAGCAAAGAUGACGCGACAGAGCAAAAUUUAUAAUUCGAAGGUAAUCCCGCGCACACACAGAAAAUGGCGUCCAAUUUAUGAGAUAUUAAAUCGUACUGCCAUGAUGUUGUGAAUGCUACCCCCCUUCCCCAGAGAAAGAAAACGAUUUAAAAACGUGUGUAUAAAAAUUGUGUAUAUAAAAAUAAUCAAAUGUU
Messenger RNA from Culex pipiens pallens (northern house mosquito), 4463 nucleotides. RefSeq lists its product as uncharacterized. The transcript is spliced from 9 exons. Bases 579 to 2870 code for a protein of 763 amino acids. Gene Ontology annotation, biological process: iron ion transport. The record is from RefSeq and is a predicted model, not a curated record. NCBI's taxonomy places the organism in Eukaryota, Metazoa, Arthropoda, Insecta, Diptera, Culicidae. Gene Ontology annotation, molecular function: copper ion binding; oxidoreductase activity. Gene Ontology annotation, cellular component: plasma membrane.